Messenger RNA from Prorocentrum cordatum, 2930 nucleotides. The record is from the annotation of a GenBank genome assembly. Lineage: Eukaryota; Dinophyceae; Prorocentrales; Prorocentraceae.
AUGGCUGGGCCCUUCGCCGUGCGAGUCCUGGAGUGGGCGGGCGGCGUGGCGGGCGCCUACCUGUCGCGGUGCCCCGCCUGCCCCGCGGUGCCCGACUGCCACUGCGCGGCGUGCCCGGCUUGCCCGGCACUGGCUUCGUGCUCGUGCCCGCCGUGCCCGGCGUGCCCGGGCUGCCCGGGCGGGACCGCCGCGCCGGCAGCGCCGGCCUGGCCCCCGCCGGAGAGCCAGAGCUGCCCCGCGCCGACGGAGGUCGAGCGCGGCGGCGCCCCGGCCUGGGGCGGGCUGGGGCCAGGGUGGUGGCUGGUGUUCGGCGUGCUGCUGGGGUGCCUCCUCGGCGUGCUCGGCCAGGCGGUGGUGCGCGGGGGGCUGAGCUGCGCCAGGCGGCUGACGAAGGGCGAGGAUGGCAGCGGCGGCGCCGAGGGCGAGGGACACUUGUGGCACCAGAGGCUGAUCCUGGGGCUCGUGGGGUUGUCGGAUUCUAGCUACGUCAUCCUGACCCCGGACGGCGACGUCUACGCGGAGGACUACGGGGACGACAGCGUGGAUGUGGCCGCCGUCCGCUUCUCGGGGGCGUGGGCCGCGGUGCCUGCUGGGGUGCCUCCUGAGCGGGUGUACCGCUUCAGGCAGCAGCCGACAGCUCAGGAGCGGGCGCGGGCGCUGGCUGACGCCCAGGCCGAGGCCCAGGCCGAGUGCCAGCGGAUCGCCGCCGCUCGGGGCGAUCCGGGGCUGCUGGCGAACCUCGUCUUCCUGCGGCCGCUGCCGGUGCCGGGCGGGGCUGCGGCUGCGCCGCGGGCUCCUCGCAUCGGGCCUCUGCAGGGGGCUGCGCCAGGCGCUGCCGCGGGGGCUCCUGUCGCCGAGUGGCGUGCGGCGAUGGCGGCCGGGCCCUUCCGGUACGGCGACGUCGUGACUGACCACGCGCGGAGCGGGCUGGCCGUCGGCAAGCGUGACAUCCACAUACUCCCGGAUGGCGUCGGGAUCUUCGUCGAGCACGUGGACCCGGCCGACGAGGCCGAGUUCUUCGAUCGGGCGGUCGCGACGGAUGCGCGGAUCACACCGAUCCGGCGCAACCGCCAGGACAGGCGGGAGCGGACCUGGGCGGAGAUGACGGCCGUGCUGAAGCAGGAGAGCUUCGGGGCCGACUGGCAGCUGCCGGGGCCGCGCUCCAGCUUGUGGUGCAUAGAGUUCAUCAACCAGGAGGGGAGUGGGCUGCUGGGCCACCACGAACGUUUCAAGACGGCCUGCCGUCUCGACUGGAACUCGUGGGGGGUCUUCGAGCACUUCAACAUAUGCCAGGCCCUGACCCAGGGGCUGCUGGUGGACCAGCUGGACGGGAGCAACCUGAUCAUGGUCGAGUACCAGUUCCGGCGGCUCCAGACGAUAGAGUUCGGCCACUCGGAGCGGGCGAGGGAGGCGGAGUCGAAGAGCUACCAGGGGAAGAUGUCGUUGGAGGAGCAGCACGCGUUCGCGGGGACCACGAGGGCGUCGGCGACGCUCAUGAUCUGCCCGGAGCUGCUGGACUACGUCCGCACCGAGGUGGAGCGGGAGGCGAAGCUGGCCAAGAACCUGAGAGUUGCACGAGAAGAGCGGGAGGGGCGGGGCCGCCCCCCGCUGGUGGCCGCAGUUUUGACGCGGGUGACGACCGACAUGUUCCUCGCGAUCUUUUUCCUCUGCCACGUCGGCCAGUCGGCGCUUUCUCCGGAGAGGCAGGUGCUGUUAGCCGGUCGGUGCGGCAGCGGGUUGGCGCGCGUGCUGCUGUGGAGCUGGACUGUGACCGAGCGGUGCGCAGCCUCAACGGGAUGUUCUCGCAUGCGCCUCAGCCGGCUCUUGGCCAGGGCCAUCGACUUCGUCGAGGAGUCGGCGCGGGCUCUUCGGAAGCUUCGCGUGGCGAGCUGGUACGACGUGGACUCUGCCAAGCUCGGAUCCUACCGCCCCGACGCGAUCUCACUGCCCUCUGGCACGGUUCGGCCGAGUCCGCUGGAGACUCUGUGGGGGAGCGGCGGGAGUGACACCGUGAAGGAUUUUAUAUCACAGAAUUUGCUGUGCUCCGAGAGGGCGAAGCAGCGACUGCAGGGCGUGGGGCUGGAGCGGGCGUACUCUGACCCAGCCUUGCGGCGUCGGGGUGCUUAUGAGGAAUUCAUUCGUAUGUUGCAGGAGCGUGGCCUCGUCGACUUCGCCGAGUCUGGCAUCGAGUCCGUCGAGGCCUUCUUCGUGGAGAAGAAGGACCAGAGGCUGCGCAUGGUGAUAGACUGCCGGAGGGCCAACGCUUGGUUCGCCGAGCCGGCCGGGGUGAGCCUGUGCACGGGCGAUGCCCAUUCGAGGUUGGAGCUCGGCCUCAACGACGAGCUCUACAUCCAGGGUGCCGACCUCAGCGACGCGUUCUACCACAUGGGCUUGCCUGAGGAGCUGAGGGGGUACUUCUCCUUCCGGCCCGUGCGCGCCUCGGCGGUGGGCCUCAAGCUCCUCGGCGGGAAGCCACUCGGCCGGGGCGCUCUUGUCACGCCGCGGCUGGCCGUGCUGCCGAUGGGGUGGAGCUGGUGGGUGGCGGCGCUCGUGCGGCGCGUGUCUGACGCGCUGCGUGCCCGCGGGCUCGUGGUGAAGGCCGAGGACCAUGCUGGUGAGCUGCCUGGUGAGUCGGAGGCGCUGGGGUGGUGCAUUGACCGAGGACGGUGCAUCGUGCGGCCCACGCGGGCCCGGCUGUGGCGUGCGCGCCUGGCCGUUCGCGGUGUCCUCGGCCGUGGCCGUCUUCGGGGACGCGACCUCGAGAAGCUCCUCGGGCAUCUGGUAUUUAUAUCUCUCAUCAAGCGCGAGGGCAUGUCCUUGUUCUGGAGCUGCUACGCCUUUGUCCGCAAGUGCUACGACAAGGAGACCGGACUGUGGCCGGCGGUGCGGCGUGAGCUGGAGUACUGGGACGGCAUCGCACCCCUCUUGUG